This is a messenger RNA of Pseudomyrmex gracilis, 7194 nucleotides long. It is a transcript of the gene Top1, whose product is annotated as DNA topoisomerase 1. NCBI's taxonomy places the organism in Eukaryota, Metazoa, Arthropoda, Insecta, Hymenoptera, Formicidae. Gene Ontology annotation, cellular component: chromosome; nucleolus. The record is from RefSeq and is a predicted model, not a curated record. Gene Ontology annotation, molecular function: DNA binding; DNA topoisomerase type I (single strand cut, ATP-independent) activity. The transcript has 12 exons. Bases 292 to 3375 code for a protein of 1027 amino acids. Gene Ontology annotation, biological process: DNA topological change; chromosome segregation; DNA replication.
CCGCACCAGUCGCACAGAGGACGCGCAAAGGGACGGGCGUGUUUGCUGUGCGUGCGCGACGCGUAAGUAGAAAAACUUCUCACAUUUCUUCGCGCACACAGUGGAGCCAGCGGCGUACCGCGGACCGCACGGACCAACAGCCACGGCGACGAGCUGUCCGUGUGUGCGUGCCCAGUGCAACUCAGCUCGUUGCUGCUCUCUGUUCGUUUCAUAGCGUUGCCGCUAUAUCUCUCGCUCGUGUGUGUAUAGUACAGCUCGUACAGAAUCUAUCAGCCACGUUCGUCGAACGAAAUGGAGCUGGAGCAGGCGAAUACGCAGCUGAACACGGACCCGGAUAAAAAGGCCAAGGAGAGUGGCGACGGCCCCGGAAUUCACACCGAUCAUAUCAAUGGCAUGUCCAAUGGUUUUGAUAAAAAACGGGAACACAAGUCAGAUCACAAGGACAAGGAUAAAGAUUCAUCUCAUAAGUCGGAUCACAAAGAUAAAGAGAGAAGCAGAGAUAAGGACAGGAAUCACAAAAGUGAACACAGGGAUAAAGAGAAAGACAGGCAUAAACAUAGUUCAAAUUCAAUAAAGGACAAGGAGAAGCAUGAUAGCAACAGCAAGGAUAAAGACAGAAAAAGCUCCUCCUCCUCCUCAAGCAAAGACAAGGAGCAUAAGAGUAGUAGCAGCUCCUCCAGCAAAGAUAAGGACAAGAGCAAGGACAAGGAUCACCAUCAUAAGUCUAGCUCCAGUUCUAAGGAUAAAGAGAGACAUCAUAGUAGCUCGAGAGACAAGGAUAAGGAUAAGGAUAGCUCGAGCAAAGACAAGGAUAGCUCGAGCAAAGACAAGGACAGGAGCAAAGACAAAGAUAAGCAUAGGCACAGCAGUUCCUUGAAUUCUAGCUCGCGUGACAAAGACAAAGACAGGAGUACUUCGAAAGAUAAUAAGGAUAAGGACAAUAAGAAGCACUCGUCUGAGAAGGACAAAGAAAGACAUUCCAGUUCUCAUGCUUCAAGCGAUAAGGAGAAACAUCGCUCGUCCGACAAAGACAGGCACAGAGAAAGCUCGUCCAGUAGCAAGGACAAGCACCGCCAUGACAAGGACAAAGAUCGCCACCGACAUGAUAAAGACAAAUCGAAGCAUCGCGACGAUAGGGACAAAAAGGAUAAAGAAAAAAAGGAAGUUAAGAUAAAGGAAGAGGUAAACGUUAAUCACACGGUGAAUGAAGAGCAUUAUAAUGCAGAAACUAAAAUCGAGAUAAAAGAGGAACUCGUGUCGCAAGUCGAAGCGGACGACGACGACGACAGCGGCGGUGAACGACCUCUUUACAUCAAAGAAGAAGAAGACGAGGAUCAACCGAUCAAAGAGGAAGACGUUAGUUCGGAUGGAAACGACACCAGAUUGUCGGAUCUUCACAAUACAACCCUAAAAACGGAAGACGACUCGGAAGAAGACAAACCAUUGUCGUCAAGGUCAAAAGUAUCACCAAGCACGAAGAGGAAGAUUGACUCGGAGGAUGAGGAUGUUCCGCUCUCGGCGCGCAAAAAGCCAAAGAAAGCAACUAAUCUGAAAACCAAAAAGAAGAAACGAAAACACGAUGACGAAGACUCUGAAGCUGAGUCUGAUGAGAAACCAAAGAAAAAAUCCAACAUAAAGAAAGAAGGUGCCAGUCCAAGAAAAAAGAAGCAAGAAGAGGAACAAGAAGUUUGGAAAUGGUGGGAGGAAGAGAAGAAAAAUGACGGCACAAAAUGGCACUUUCUGGAGCACAAAGGACCAGUGUUUGCGCCGCCUUACGAACCUCUGCCGCCUAACGUGAAGUUCUAUUACAACGGAAAGGAAAUGAAGCUGAGUCAAGACGCGGAAGAGGUCGCGACUUUCUAUGCGCGUAUGCUGGACCACGAUUACACGACGAAGACUGCGUUCAACAACAACUUCUUUACUGAUUGGCGGGACGUAAUGACCGACGCGGAGCGCGCCAAAAUCACCGAUCUGUCCAAGUGCAACUUCAAAGAGAUGCACGCGUACUUUGUGCAAAAGAGCGAAGAGCGCAAAGCAAUGACGAAGGAGGAGAAGCAAAAGAUCAAAGAGAAGAACGAUGAGAUCCAGAAGGAGUACGGAUUCUGCACCAUCGACGGCCACAAAGAGAAAAUUGGCAACUUCAAAAUUGAGCCUCCGGGCUUGUUCCGAGGUCGCGGCGAACAUCCCAAGAUGGGCAAGCUGAAGAAACGAGUGUUACCGGAGGACGUGCUGAUCAAUUGUUCUAAGGAUUCGAAUAUUCCGAAACCACCACACGGCCACAAGUGGAAGGAAGUGCGUCACGACCCUACCGUCACGUGGCUCGCGUCCUGGACUGAAAAUAUUCAGGGCCAGGUGAAAUACGUUAUGUUAAACCCGUCCAGCAAGCUCAAGGGUGAGAAGGAUUGGCAGAAGUACGAGACCGCGCGGAAACUGGCCAAGUCGAUUGACAAGAUCCGCGCCGAGUAUCGGGAGGAUUGGAAGAGUAAGGAGAUGCGCAUCAGGCAGCGCGCUGUUGCGUUAUACUUCAUCGACAAACUGGCGCUUAGGGCCGGUAACGAAAAGGACGAGGAUCAAGCAGACACCGUAGGUUGCUGUUCGCUGCGCGUGGAGCACAUUCAGCUGUACGAUACAAGCGAGGGCAGAGAAUACGUAGUUGUGUUCGACUUUUUAGGUAAAGAUUCGAUAAGAUAUUACAACGAAGUACCCGUGGAGAAGCGCGUGUUCAAGAACUUGCAGCUCUUUAUGGAGAACAAGUCACCGGGCGAUGAUCUCUUCGAUCGGCUCAACACCACUGUGAUGAACAAACAUCUGAACGAGUUGAUGGAAGGUCUUACCGCAAAAGUAUUCAGAACUUACAACGCCUCGUGGACGUUGCAGCAGCAGCUCGAAAAGCUGACAGACCCGGACGAGACGGAAGCGGAAAAGAUCUUGUCGUACAAUCGAGCUAAUCGCGCGGUCGCGAUUCUGUGCAACCAUCAGCGUUCCGUGCCAAAAACUCAUGCCAAGUCUAUGGAGAAUCUGAAAGCGAAAAUCGAAGCAAAGAAGGAAGCGAUAGCCGAAUACGAAGUGCAGGUGAAGGACGCAAAGAGAGACGCAAAGCACGGCUCGGUGAAGGAGAAAGUGACGUACGAGAAAAAGAAGAAACAACUAGACAGAUUAAAGGAGCAACUAACGAAACUUGAAGUACAAGCGACCGACCGAGAGGAAAACAAAGAGAUUGCACUGGGUACCUCCAAGCUGAACUAUCUUGACCCCAGAAUCACCGUUGCAUGGUGUAAAAAGCACAACGUACCAAUCGAAAAGAUCUACAACAAGACUCAGAGAGACAAGUUCCGAUGGGCUAUCGAGAUGGCGGGUCCUGAUUUCGUUUUUUAACCCAACAAAACUUAGUGAUCGCCCAGACCUUCUCCUUCACCUGUGUACGAUUCUGGAAGAGGAAGACAUUUGCCAUUAACACGUUUGCAUCAGUGAACUAUCGUUCGAGAGGGAAUGUAUUAAAAGAAAAAAAAACAAAAACGUCUGUGAAUGAGAAAAAAACAUGUAGUGUUUACGAAAAUGAUACAGAAAAUUUUUCUACUUAUAAAAAUAUAAAUGUGAGAAAGUGUGGGAACAUAUUUUCUAUAGAACAAUAUAUAUAUAUACACAUACACAUAUAUAUAUAUAUAUAUAGCGCGCGCAUUAAAUUAUGGUGAGAGGUGAACUGUACAUACAUAUAUUCGAGUGAUGUAAUUAGAUAGUACACUUUAUACAAGAACCUGUUGAUCGCGUGUGCGUGUUUCGGCGAUCUUGUCGUCACCGGCGAGUCGUGUCACAUCAUCUUGCUCGUUCGCGCGGAGACGCAAGAGAUCCCAACCUCUCCCGUGAUCGAACUGAGGAUAAUCUCGAAUUGUGUUUGAAGUACAAUUUCAAACAAAAGCUAAAGUGUGCAACGUGACUUGUUUUUAUUUAGGUAGAAAUUUAUUCUGAAACGGGCGUGUGAGAAAGAAUUAGAGAAGAGUAGUUAAAUUGUGUGAGAAGAAAAAAAACACCCUAAAUUUAUUACGCAUAUGUGCAACAGUCAGUGAUCGAUGAUCCCGUAAGAAUCCCGCGGGCGAUCGACACCGUCUUGUGCCAAUUUCAAGACAGUUGUGUCAUUUGUACAUAUACAAAAAAAAAAAAAGGAUGGUGUUUUAAAAAUUGUGGCAUAUACGCGACACCAAUGAUAUUACGAAGAAGAAACUAGUAUAACCGAGGGACAGAAGUAGCUUAUGAAUUUUAUAUUUCUUCAGAGAAGCCACACACACACACACACACACAUAUAUAUAUAUAUAUAUAUGUUUACACACACACAUACAGACUCGCAUAUAAAAGUACAUACACACAUAUACACACACAUACACAUUGUUCUCUCAUAAAUGUAUGAUAACGUCAUUUGAAUAUCAUAUUUACAUUUUACAAGCAUCGUACGAAGACAUUUAUAUGCGUAUAGGAUUAUAUUAUAUUAGACAUAUAUUGCACUACUUUUUUGAUAUGCGACAGAAGAAUAUUUACAAGUCUCGAGUAAGAGUCGCUCGGUUUUCAACGAGUUUUGAGUCAAGCAGAAACUCUGCUGUACGUUUAUUAGCCAAUUUUCGCGAAUCUGGAAUUGUCUUUCCCCUCUCCCUCUCUUUUCUCUCUUGAGAAAGGGGAAAAUAAAUUAGAUAAUGUAUUUAAAAUGCUGAAAUUUUUUUGUGUAUAUUUAAGUGAAUUGUCCUUCUAGCUAUAUUAUUGUUUUAUAUCUAGGCUAUAAAAAAAAAAAAAAAAAAAAUUAUAAUAAUAAAUGACAGUCUGCACUGUCUCCUUUAAUUGUGCUUAGAGUUAUUUGCAUUGCACGUCUCGCGCCGAUCUCGCUCUAGCCGGAUAAACUAAGCGCAUGUACACGCAAUCGUGCUCACUCACUCGUGGCGAUGAUAAGCAUUAUUAAAGCGUAAAUGUUAAGCUUACCAUUCUUACAGUCUCGAGGUUCUGGCGCAUGUGCUUAAUAACAUACAAAAUAUUAUAUACAUAUAUAUACACACACUGCGUCUAGAAAAGCUUUUUUGUUAAAGAAAAAAUUGUUUUGUCUAAUUGCUUUCUCUCGAUUUUCUUAUUUUAGCAACAUGAGCGAAAGUAAAAAGAGAAGUUCUUAUCAGAUUGUCAAUUGGCGCGAGUUUAUAGAGAGAUACGAGAAUCGAAUCUAGUUUUUGUUGUGAAUGACAGGUUUCGUGAGAGGACUAGGAAAUCUUUUUUAUUUGAUUAGAACGAAAAUGCUUAUUUGUGAUUUUUUAUUUAAUUUUCUCUCGAAAUUUUUAUAUCUUAGUGUCUCAUGGUGAUGUAUUUUACGUUAAGUAUCAUUUUCCGAAUUUGUAGAAAAUGAAAAAUUUUAUACGUGGCGAGAAUAGUUUAUAUAAACGUCCGAAUCCGUGUCGUUGUGAUGAUUCCAUUGAUAAAGUUGUACAUACAAAAAUUAAUCUUGCUUGUUUUUCGAUUUGCUGAAGAUAGAGAAGCGUUCGGAAAGAAAGAAAAAGUGAAACGCGAACUUGCACCGUUUAUUUGUUAAAUCAGAAUGCGAAGCGUUUCUGAUGAGAGAAACAAACGUUGCGUGCGUCGCGCAAGCAUAGAUCAUUCGCUUGUGAUUGAAUCAACACAUUAGAUAUAUAUAUUUAAGAAAAUUUGUAAACCCUUUGAUGCGCACACAUUCAGACGUGUAUUAAUUGGAGCAAUGACACAUUUGCCAGAGACAAUUUGCCGCGUUGAGCGUCAGCAACUGUUCACCGUUUAAUGAAACAGCAGAUUUUUCACUCACUCACCCCCCCCCCUUCCGUUACGUUUACUCCACGUGUUCAUACAAAUCGUGUUAUCAGUUGUCAUUAAACACUGUUAUUUAUUAUAUAAUAGGAUAUUGUUUUACACACCGAACUACAGAACGACAGUUGUGACAAUUAGAAGAGAGAAGAGAAACCCGGUUACUUCUCAAAGAGGUCAUAGCUGAGAUUCUCAUAAUUGUGUUUAGACUGAACUUGCAAAGUAUUGAUAUAACAAUAAAAUAUGUAUAUUUUUAUGAAGUGUAAUGAGGCCGCUCUCACAGCCAUUUGCAAUACGAGGAAUAGCAAUUGUAAAGUGUUCGUAAAGACGAGGUGAAGGAAUAAAAAAAAAAAAAAAAAAAAAACAAACAAAAAAGCAAAAAUGCAAUCACAGUGAACGUGGAUCUUCGGAGCACUACUACGUUUUUUAAACUUUAUAAUAAAAAAAGAAGAAACUCAAGUAAGGGUGCAAUCGAUAUUUAGUACAAUUUUGUAGCCCGCCCCUUGAGAGACGGCGGGAGACAUAUGUAUGUGUAUGUUUAGUAAUCAUCUCACACUUCGAUAUAUAAAUAUUAUUGUUAGAAUAAUAAAAGAUCUUAGUGCCGGAUUACAAAAUCGAUUUUAUUACAUAUCCAAUGUUCUCUUUUGUCCUGUUACAAGGGAAAAAAUUUUUGCUUCUGUGCAAUCAGUUUGUGUGUGUAUGUGUGUUUGAGUUUUAUUAUUAUAAAUAACAGAAAGAAAAAGUAUGUGUGUGUACGUGUAUGUGUAAUAAUACUUAUAUCGUGCUAUAUAACAUUAUUGCGCAAUUAGAAGAGAGAGACAAUAGAAAAAAUAAAUUAUAUAUAUAUAUAUAUAUAUUGAUAUUAUAUAUAUAUAUGUAUAUUGACGUAAAUACGUAAUAAUAAAUAAUAUUAAAUCGUGUAAAAACUUAAAAACGAACAUAAGUGUUCUAAAUAUCGUGCGGUAAAAUUCCACGAUACACAAAAAAGACGAUAUCCUCUACUCGUAAAAACACAUUGUCAAAAAGCUAAGAAAUUAGUUGUUAACAAUCGCAAAGAAAAUAAUUGCUUCGUCCUUUUCUGUUUUAAAAACGAUAUAUACGUACAUUUGUUUUUUUCUAUUUUUUUGUUUUAAUAGCGAGUCACAAAAUUCUGAAUUGCAAAAAUAGAAAAGAAGAGUAAUGAUUAAAUCUUUUCAACAAUUUCAACCAAAAAUCUAUUCAAAACAAUUGUAUAAUCGGAGCUUUAGAGAGAUUACAAAGUUAUCCUACGAAGUUACACAAGAAAUUAUCUAAUAAACAAAUAAAAAAGGAUUAUUAAUACACGAUUAAAAACGAAUUCUCAUGUAAAUAAUACGAGCGUUUCUCUUUUUUAAAUAUCGUUAUUCUUAUAAA